CGCAGCAUCGAACUGACGGUCAACUCCUCCGCCAUCAUCACUACCUACAGCAGCUUCAGCCUCAGAUUGUUGCAGCACACCAAAAGGGUGUUAUCUAAAAACCUGCAAACAUGAAGUUCAUCGUCCUGUGCCUGUGCCUGUCCAGUACCGUCUCCGCCGCACCGACGCUCUACAAUUACAUGCCAUUUAGUGGGGCUAGGCGGCCUUUCCCUCCCGCACAGAUGAAAAGUGGUUAUGGAGGCCCUCAGACCGGCCCUGCAGCCAUCAGCAUGGAGAUAGUGUACCCUCAGAUUUACCCUCCACUGUUCCCUGGUGGGGCUGCAGGAGGAUCAGUUCCAGGCUCAACCAAUCCAUCCCAGGCUUUUAUUAAAUACUCCCUGCCCAAGGCCCCUGGAAGAAAAAGUGUGGAAAUUUACUACCCAUUUGACUUCUCCCAGCAGAGGAUGAUUCCAAACUUUCCCCAGCUACCCAAUAUUCCCAGCUACGCUACCUUUGAUCAUCCCGCUUUCCCCCCAAUGACGGGACCCCAGCAGCCUGUCAAUAGCCCGACCUUCGAGACCAGUCCUCCUCAGCUCCAGAACCCAUUCCAAGCCCCCCAGCAGGACCAGCCACCACCCCCCACACAGGAGCAGACACCACCGGAAGCCACCAACCAGGUCGUAGGAAAUCAGUAAGACAGCGAAUACCAAGCGACGACCGACCCGUGACUCCAAGAAAGAAAACGCAACCUUUCAAGGCUUCUUAAACUCAAUUUUCUUUAUCUUAAACCAUUUUGGGAAGAUUAUAUCCAUGCAUGCUUGGUUAAUCUAAUCUCCAAAUAGCUGCUCAUGUUCCCGCUUUCAGUUAGUUAAGGGUUGAAAUGACAUGACACAUGGCAAAAUGCAUUUAACAAGACACGCAUGCAUGCUCAUGUGAAUACAGACGAAUAUCUGCGUGCUUCUCUGCAUAGGCUUGACAAACCCUCUCUAGAUCGCUUACCUCGUUUUGUAGGAGAAAUAGUGCAGGGUGUGACGUGUGACGGGUUCAGAUAUGUUUUGCAUUCUGUGCAUUUUUUACAUUGUAAUGUUCCUUUUUCACACUGAAUAAAAACCUCUGUU
This is a messenger RNA of Gadus morhua (Atlantic cod), 1097 nucleotides long. RefSeq names its product vacuolar protein sorting-associated protein 27-like. NCBI's taxonomy places the organism in Eukaryota, Metazoa, Chordata, Actinopteri, Gadiformes, Gadidae. The record is from RefSeq and is a predicted model, not a curated record. The transcript is spliced from 11 exons. The coding region runs from base 111 to 674 and encodes 187 amino acids.